Messenger RNA from Musa acuminata AAA Group (dessert banana), 630 nucleotides. RefSeq names its product peroxidase 5-like. Gene Ontology annotation, molecular function: peroxidase activity; heme binding. The coding region runs from base 1 to 630 and encodes 209 amino acids. Gene Ontology annotation, cellular component: plasmodesma; plant-type cell wall. Gene Ontology annotation, biological process: response to oxidative stress. The record is from RefSeq and is a predicted model, not a curated record. The transcript has 2 exons. NCBI's taxonomy places the organism in Eukaryota, Viridiplantae, Streptophyta, Magnoliopsida, Zingiberales, Musaceae.
AUGACGUUCAGUGGGAACUGUCCAACAAGCAAAGCAUGCAGCUUCGAAGUGUUCGACGCGGCGACGGCGGCCAUCGAAGCCCACCGCCCGUGCACUGUCUCGUGCGCCUACAUCGUCGCCUUCGCUGCCCGGGACGCGGCUUACCUGGCCAGCGGCGUCGAUUACUCCGUGCCCGCCGGACGGCGCGACGGAAGAGCUUCUUUGGAACCCGAGGCUCUCAACCACAUCCCCUUGCCCAACCUCAGGGAUCGGUUCGCCGACAAGGGGUUGUCGCUCGAUGACAUUGUAGCGCUCUCUGGGACUAACUCCAUCGGCCGCUCCCACUGCACCUCCUUCGCUCCUCGGCUGUACAACUUCAGCGCCGCCCGGCCGCAGGACCCGGGCUUCGCAGCCUGCUUGAAGAGCAAGUGCCCGCCCCCCACCACGGACGUCAAUAGCGGUGACCCGACAACGGUGUCUCUGGAUGCCGCGACGCCGACGAGCUUGGACAACCGGUACUACAAGAACCUGUUGAGACACCGGGGGGGAGGUCUCUGUGAAUCGUCGUUGAGCUCCUCCUCAAGACUCUCGUCUGUGUCCAAAUUGUAUCAUGUCCAAUGGGUUUUCUUUUUUUUUUAUAUCAUCUUAUAA